CUCUCUCUCUCUGGGUCUCCCUCCAAAUGCGACCAAAACUAAAACCACCCGUCAAUUCCACCUCAUUGACUAAAGCAGACAGUACAAUAACAGAGGGAGCCCCGCCAAAACGCAGAAUAGAAUCACUUUCAGCUUCAGCCUCCUUCGUUCUUGUUCAUUCAUUCAUGUCCCCUAGGGUUCCAAAACCACUUCACUAUCUGCGUUGAAAAACCAUUAACCAUGUACUCAAGCAAUUUGAUCGGCUUCAUCUUGGCCCUCACCUCCAGCGCCUUCAUCGGCUCCAGCUUCAUCAUCAAGAAGAAAGGCCUCCAACGCGCCACUCUCAACGGCUCUUCUGCCAGUGGUGGAGGCUACGGUUACCUGCUACAACCUCUCUGGUGGCUCGGAAUGGUUACCAUGAUUGUUGGAGAGAUAGCGAAUUUUGUGGCGUACGUUUACGCCCCCGCGGUGCUUGUCACGCCGCUUGGUGCUUUGAGUAUUAUUGUUAGUGCUGUCUUGGCGCAUUUCAUGUUGAACGAGAAGCUGCAGAAAAUGGGCAUGCUCGGGUGUCUUUUGUGCAUUGUGGGAUCCACUGUGAUUGUGCUCCAUGCACCUCAAGAAAAGAGUCUUAGUUCUGUACAGGAAAUAUGGCAGAUGGCUGUUCAACCGGCAUUCCUGUUGUACACGGCCUCAGCUAUCGCUGUAGCGGUCUUUUUGAUUGUGUAUUGUGCUCCUCGCUAUGGCCAGACUAAUAUUUUAGUUUAUAUUGGAAUAUGCUCCAUAAUUGGAUCCUUGACUGUCAUGAGCAUAAAGGCGAUUGGCAUUGCUAUAAGACUUACACUUGAGGGUGCAGACCAGUUUGUUCAGUUUCAGACAUGGAUUUUUACAAUGGUCGCUAUUUCAUGCAUCGUGACUCAGUUAAAUUAUCUUAAUAUGGCAUUAGAUACUUUUAACACAGCAGUUGUUUCUCCGAUCUACUAUGCCUUGUUCACAUCUUUUACAAUAUUAGCUAGUGCAAUCAUGUUUAAGGACUAUUCUGGUCAAAGUGUAAGCAGUAUUGCAUCUGAGCUAUGUGGUUUCAUUACUGUUUUAUCUGGAACAACUGUAUUACAUAGUACAAGAGAGCCAGAUCCUCCAGUCAAUACAGAUUUAUAUAGUCCCUUGUCUCCAAAAGUAUCCUGGUAUUUUCAAGGCAAUGGCGAACCUUGGAAACAGAAGGAGGAAGAUGGUCCACCCUUCAAUUUAAUUACAGUUAUCCGGCAAGACCAUUUCAAGUGAUACAUAAAUCUUGGACAGUUGGAACAAGAAGUUAGAUCUGUCAAUUGCUAUAUUUUUCUCAUUGUCAGAUCUCUUCAGAUUUACUCUAAGAAAUGGAAAUUUAGCAGGCUUAUUUACAUUAAGCAACAGAAAUGUAGCAGUGUAUAGGGUUUGGCUCUGACCCCAUCUAUUUGAUUCAGCAAAUUCAAAAGAAAAUCAUCGCAUUGUGCAGGCAGAGACGAGACAGCGCUUUCUUUUCUCUGGGGUUUUGUUCAUGGGUAUCAUAUGAAAUUAAAGAUUGACUGCUAUCGUGUAAAAUGCCGGGGUUGUUGUAUCUUUGAGUCCCCUUGUAUUCCUGUCCCCAAUUUAUUUUUUGGGUUCCAUCCCCCCUUCCCCCUUUUGAUUCACCUGAACAAUGAAAAAUCUAUGUAUAUUGAUCAAUGUAAUUUUAAUUAUUUCAUUAAAGGAACUUACUGAUUGGAUAUGGAUA
Cajanus cajan (pigeon pea) is the source of this 1726-nucleotide messenger RNA. RefSeq names its product putative magnesium transporter NIPA7. Gene Ontology annotation, molecular function: magnesium ion transmembrane transporter activity. The record is from RefSeq and is a predicted model, not a curated record. Gene Ontology annotation, biological process: magnesium ion transport. Gene Ontology annotation, cellular component: membrane. Lineage: Eukaryota; Viridiplantae; Streptophyta; Magnoliopsida; Fabales; Fabaceae.